Messenger RNA from Musca vetustissima, 1506 nucleotides. RefSeq names its product gram-negative bacteria-binding protein 3-like. The record is from RefSeq and is a predicted model, not a curated record. The transcript has a single exon. NCBI's taxonomy places the organism in Eukaryota, Metazoa, Arthropoda, Insecta, Diptera, Muscidae. Gene Ontology annotation, molecular function: hydrolase activity, hydrolyzing O-glycosyl compounds; carbohydrate binding. Bases 1 to 1506 code for a protein of 501 amino acids. Gene Ontology annotation, biological process: carbohydrate metabolic process.
AUGAUCACAAUUAUAUAUUCCGCAUUAGUCAUCCUGCUCUGCGAUGUGUCAUCAUCGGCAAUGGCUCUAGAUUAUAAAAUACCACCAGCCACCAUUGAAGUCUACUAUCCCAAGGGAUUUCAAGUUUCCAUACCUCAUGAGGAGGGCAUUACUUUGUUUGCAUUCCAUGGUAAAUUAAAUGAGGAAAUGAAUAAUCUGGAGGCAGGAACCUUUUCCAAAGAUAUUUUAAAGCCGAAAAAUGGCAGAUGGAUUUUUAGUGAUGAUUCGGCCCAUCUCGAAUUGGGUGAUACCCUAUACUAUUGGACUUAUGUUGAAUUCAAAGGCCUGGGUUAUCGUGAAGAUGAUGGGGUCUAUGUGGUUAAGGAAUAUGCCAAUACUUCGAUGACACCAACAACUUCGGUUACAACCGGCAAUAGGCCCACCACAGUUCAAAGUUCAACGGAGGCGAGUGCCAGUUGCCCGAAAUCAGCCACCUUUGUAAAUGGUGCUCCCAGACGCUGUGCCGGUCAAUUAAUUUUCGUAGAAAAAUUUGAGGGUCACCAUUUGGAUGCCAAUAAAUGGACAGUGGAACGGCGCAUACCUCAUGCCCCCAACUAUGAAUUCAAUGUGUAUCUCGAUGAUGUGGAAGAUGUUCUGCAACUGCGUAAUGGCAUACUGCGUAUCAAACCAAAAUUAACGGAUGAGCAUUUUGGGCAUGGAGCAACCCGAAAAACACCACUAAGUCUAGGCACAACUUGCACCGGUAAAUUGGAUUCCGAUGAAUGUUCAAUUAUACCACGAGGUGUAAAAAUUCUACCACCCUAUAUAUCGGCUCAGUUUACGACAAAAAAUAAAUUCAAAUUUAAAUAUGGCCGAGUAGAGGUUCGAGCCAAAAUGCCCCAGGCUAUGUGGGUGUUUCCCCAACUCUGGCUGGAGCCCAAUGAGCGCAAAUAUGGUGAUGACUACUAUAACUCGGGACAAAUGCGUAUUGCCCAGACACGGAAUGAUGGCGCCAAGACAGAUUUACUUGCCGGUCUGGUGUUGAACUCCCACCCUGCCUGGCAUUCCUUUAAGCUAUGCCUGAAUAACCAAAGUCAAGAGAAAUUAGCCGAUAAACAGUUCCACACCUAUGAAAUUUUGUGGACACCAGAUGUCAUCACAUUUUCCCUAGACUCCAAGGAAUAUUGUCGCUAUGAAGUGCGCAGCGACGAAGAAAGUUUUCAAAAUCUUAAACUUGAUGACAAGGUUCGAGCCUGGCAUCAUCUUCGCAGCGGUUAUUUACCCAACCGCCAUCUGCUGCAAAGCGGUACCAAAUGGGCACCAUUCGAUCAGGAAUUUUAUCUUCUGGUGGGUGAGGGCAUUGGCGGUUUUAGUGAUUUCCAUGAGGGUAAAUGGUCGAAAGAGAAACCAUGGCACAAUACCGAUCCAAAGGCAAUGUUGAAAUUCUAUAACCACUAUCGUUCGGAUACCACUUGGUUGCAACAUGCCGAUUUUCAAAUUGAUUAUAUUAAAGUAUAUUCUGUAUAA